AUGUCUUGGUGGAAGGAUCCUGAGUUGUUUUUGAGUUAUGUUACAGGUGAGCCUCGUUUAUAUAGGCUUAAGAAAAAAUUAGGCAGCCCUUUUCCAUUUAAAGAGUUCACUUACGAAGGGAGUAUAACAAAUCAGAAUUAUCUCUCUUUGAUUGACAACUCUUUUCCAUGGAGUAAGAGCGAUUUUGAAGCUUUGGGGGACUUUCUGUUCAGAAAUGACAUUAGAGUAAAUUGUCAGGGUUUGGUGGUUACCAUAACCUAUCCUCGAGAUAAAACUUUCAAGCCCAACCUGGUCGAGUGUGUUUAUUUCUGGUCACAUGAUGUAGUAAACCUGACUAACUAUGGUCUACCUCUUCGACCAGCUCCAUUUCGGGAUGUUCAGUACAUGGGAGAUCAAGGUUCUGCUCCAGUGGAAUCCAGUCCUAAGGAAGACAAAUUAGCGAAAGAUUUGGCUGCAUGUAUCAAAGCACGAGAUAAAGAGAAGUCGGAGAAACAAGCUUUGGAGAAAAUCGUUUCUAGCCUAAAAGCCGCCAAUGCCACUCUUAAUGACGAAGUACAGCGAGAGAAGGAUGACAAGAUCUCACUUAUCAAUAGUCUGGAUAAAGAAAAGAUUGAAAAGCAAGCUCUAUCAGAAAGCAUUAAUGUCCUAGAAGCAAAUAAUGCCGCUCUCAUUGAUGAAGUCAAAAGGGAAAAGGAUGAUAAGGUCGUCCUUAUGAAUGACUUGAAUCGAGAAAAUAUAGAAAAACAAGCACUAGAGAAAAGAGUAUGUGAUUUAGAAGCCAAGAAUACUACUCUGAAUGAUGAUUUGCAAAGGCAAAACGAUGAUUUGGAUCGGGAAAAAGCUGAGAAACAAGGUCUGGAAAAAAACAACUCCGACUUAGAAGCAACAAUAUCCAGACUCAAAGAAGAAGUCACAAAUGAAAAAGAUGACAAGAGCGCUCUAGUGAAUGAACUGGGUCGGGAACAGGUUGAGAAGCAAGGUCUACAAAAAAGAGUUGAAGACUUAGAAGCUACAAUUUCAACUCUAAUAGAUAAACUACAAAAAGAAAAGAUUGCUAAAAUUUGUCUCCUCAAUGAUUUGGAACGAGAAAAGGUUGAGAGACAAGCUCUGGUAAAUAACACUUCCGGCUCGGAAUCAAGAAAAUGUGUUCGUGGAGCUGCAGUGAAGAAGAAGAACAACGGUAAGACGACAUCUUUUAUCAAUGGUAGAGAUCAUCAGGACGAGGCCGACAACAUUACCGACUUGAAGGCAAAGGAUGAGGGGCAUGAUGCAUUAGAUAAAAACAUUUCAGACUUAUACUGGAAAAUCUCCAUACUCAAAGAUAAAGUGAAAAAAGAGAAAGAUGAUAAGAUAUCUCUUAUGAAUGAUCUAAACCGAGAAAAGAUUGAGAAACAAGUUAUGGAGAAGAGCAUUUGUGAUUUAGAAAUGAGAAAUUCUGCUCUCAAAGAAAAACUCAAAAAGGAAAAAGAUGAUAAAAUCUCUCUUAUCAAUGAUUUGGAUCGAGAAAAGGUAACGAAACAAGUUUUGGAAAAAAUGAUUUCUGACUUGGAAUCCAAAAUCUCUUGCAUCAAAGAUAAAGUGAAAAAAGAGAAAAAUGAUAAGAUUUCUGUUAUCAAUGAGUUAAAUCGAGAGAAGGCUGAGAAGCAAGCUCUAGAGAAAAGCAUUUCUGACUUGGAGUCGAGAAAUUCCAUCCUCAAAGAUAAAGUAAAGCAGGAGAAAGGAUAUAGUAUCGCUCUUAUGAAUGGGCUGGAUCGAGAAAAUGCUGUAAAACAAGCUUUAGAGAAAAUUAUUUCGGAUUUAGAAUCGAAAAACUCUACUAAAAGAAGUUCCGAGCAGUUUGAUGAACGAGAAGAAGAAACCUUUGCAUGA
Messenger RNA from Papaver somniferum (opium poppy), 1869 nucleotides. Its product is annotated as calponin homology domain-containing protein DDB_G0272472-like. Bases 1 to 1869 code for a protein of 622 amino acids. The record is from RefSeq and is a predicted model, not a curated record. NCBI's taxonomy places the organism in Eukaryota, Viridiplantae, Streptophyta, Magnoliopsida, Ranunculales, Papaveraceae. The transcript has a single exon.